This is a messenger RNA of Pyrus x bretschneideri (Chinese white pear), 1827 nucleotides long. RefSeq names its product sugar transport protein 7-like. Gene Ontology annotation, molecular function: monosaccharide transmembrane transporter activity. The record is from RefSeq and is a predicted model, not a curated record. NCBI's taxonomy places the organism in Eukaryota, Viridiplantae, Streptophyta, Magnoliopsida, Rosales, Rosaceae. Gene Ontology annotation, biological process: monosaccharide transmembrane transport. Gene Ontology annotation, cellular component: membrane.
UUAUUUCCUUAGUAUAUGAAGACUCUGCCGGGUAAGAAUUCCCAAACAGAGAACCAAGUGGGACAUUAUUUUUUUCAUCUCAAUCAACUCUCUGAAUUUUAUUUAAAAAUAUCCAUGAGCAGUGAUAUUCAUUUCAUUCUUUCAUUCCAGAGAGUAGAGAGUUUCGUUUUUUCUUCUUCUGUGUCAUACGAGCUAGCCCAUCUCUGUUUGGAAAUGGCGGGCGGUUCUUUCGCACCGGCCGGCGUGGCCAAGGAGAGAGCAGAGCAGUACCAAGGCAGGCUAACCCUUUAUGUCGUCGUUGCCUGCAUAGUUGCCGCCGUUGGCGGCUCGCUUUUCGGUUAUGAUAUCGGAAUUUCAGGCGGGGUUACGUCGAUGGAUGGAUUUCUUAAGAAAUUCUUCAAGACAGUGUACAAGAACAAAACGCAUGCCCGGGAAAACAACUACUGCAAGUAUGAUAACCAGGGUCUUGCAGCGUUUACCUCUUCGCUGUACCUUGCCGGUUUAGUUGCAUCUUUAGUGGCUUCUCCGGUCACAAGAAAUUAUGGACGCCGAGGAAGUAUAAUCUGUGGCGGAAUCAGUUUCCUCGUUGGAGCAACUCUAAACGCUUUAGCGGCGAAUUUGGCCAUGCUUAUCUUAGGUCGGAUCAUGCUUGGUGUUGGUAUCGGAUUUGGAAAUCAGGCUAUUCCGCUAUACCUAUCAGAAAUGGCGCCAACGCAUCUUCGAGGAGCCUUAAACAUGAUGUUUCAGUUAGCAACUACGCUUGGGAUCUUCACGGCAAACAUGGUGAACUACGGAACUCAAAAGCUCGAACCAUGGGGGUGGAGGCUCUCGCUAGGGCUGGCUCUCGUACCGGCUGCAGUAAUGACAGUUGGAGGGAUACUUCUGCCCGAGACACCAAAUAGCUUGAUUGAACGAGGAUGUAAAGACGAAGGAAGAAAAGUUUUGGAGAGAAUCAGGGGAACCAAAAACGUCAGCGCAGAGUUCCAGGACAUGUUGGAUGCAAGUGAGUUUGCCAGUGCAAUAAAGCACCCGUUCAGAAACAUACUCGAGCGAAGGAACAGGCCUCAGCUUGUCAUGGCAAUCUUCAUGCCGACAUUCCAGAUCCUCACGGGGAUAAAUUCGAUUCUGUUCUACGCUCCCGUGUUGUUUCAAAGUAUGGGGUUCGGGGGAGAUGCUGCUUUGUACUCAUCUGCUUUAACCGGAGCGGUUCUUGUUACGUCUACACUGCUGUCUAUCGCAGCAGUUGACAAGCUGGGACGAAGAGUUCUGCUCAUUACUGGUGGAAUACAAAUGAUUGUAUGCCAGGUCAUAGUCGCAGUAAUCUUGGGGAUCAAGUUAGGGGACAAUCAAGAACUAUCUAAAGGAUUCUCAGUACUGGUGGUGGCGGUGAUUUGCCUUUUCGUGAUAGCAUUCGGAUAUUCAUGGGGUCCCCUCGGCUGGACAGUGCCAAGCGAGAUAUUCCCGCUGGAAACUCGAUCAGCUGGACAAAGCAUUACGGUGUCGGUGAACCUUCUGUUCACUUUCAUCGUCGCGCAGUCGUUUCUCUCCCUCCUGUGCGCGCUCAAAUUCGGGAUCUUUCUCUUCUUUGCGGGAUGGAUUACUAUCAUGACCGUUUUCGUUUACCUGUUCCUGCCCGAAACCAAGGGAAUUCCGAUCGAAGAGAUGAUACUGAUGUGGAGAAAGCACUGGUUCUGGAAGAGGAUAAUGCCUGAAGAAUACCCUGAAGCUGAUGACUCUGUUAGUGUUAGGCAAAACAAUUCAACAGUUUAACAUGUAUUAAAGAAGAGUCUAGUGGAUGUCGAUAAAGCAGAUGACCUUUACAAUUCA